Molecule: messenger RNA, 642 nt
Organism: Trifolium pratense (red clover)
Lineage: Eukaryota; Viridiplantae; Streptophyta; Magnoliopsida; Fabales; Fabaceae
Product: gibberellin-regulated protein 14-like
Exons: 4
Coding region: 23-454 (143 amino acids)
Source: RefSeq, a predicted model, not a curated record
CACUACUAGAUUGCUUUUAUCCAUGCUAAAGAAAAUGGCUUCUAAAUCCAUUCUUUUUCUAGGCAUUUUUCUUGUGGUGGCCACUAAUGUUUUUUCGAAUGAUGAUGAAGAUCUGAAUAUAGUGGUGAACUAUGCAAAUCCUUCGGCUGUUUCUAUUGCAGCCGCCAAAGCACCUCCACAAGCCAAAGCACCCACUCAACCACCACCAUCUCAGCCAUCAGUUACUCCACUAGCUCCAUCACCAACUUCAAUAGUCAAAUCACCUAAGGAUUGUAUUCCACUAUGUUUCCAAAGGUGCAAAUUCCAUUUAUUGAAGAGAUUGUGUGUGAGAUCAUGCAUGAUCUGUUGUGAUCGCUGUAAAUGUGUCCCUCCAGGACAUUAUGGUAACAGAAAAGCAUGUGGUAAAUGUUACUCAGAUAUGAAAACUCUUCGCAACAGAUUCAGGUGUCCAUAGAUACACACACAUAUACACCUACUUAAGCUUAUGUAUAAUGUUUAAAAUUGCUGAUUUAUUAAAUAAAUUAUUGAUCAGCAUUAUAUUAAACCAGCAUUAAAAUUGCUUGUUUAAAAGUGUAUUAUGAUCCUUGUGAUCCAAGAAUUAUGAUUAUGAAUUUAUAUAUUGAAAUUAAAUGGUAUUGACAU